Chrysoperla carnea is the source of this 3593-nucleotide messenger RNA. RefSeq names its product protein lap1 (gene Lap1). Gene Ontology annotation, cellular component: postsynaptic density; postsynaptic membrane; adherens junction. The record is from RefSeq and is a predicted model, not a curated record. Gene Ontology annotation, molecular function: protein binding. The transcript is spliced from 7 exons. NCBI's taxonomy places the organism in Eukaryota, Metazoa, Arthropoda, Insecta, Neuroptera, Chrysopidae. Bases 247 to 2850 code for a protein of 867 amino acids. Gene Ontology annotation, biological process: neurotransmitter receptor transport, endosome to postsynaptic membrane; neurotransmitter receptor transport postsynaptic membrane to endosome.
CAUUAAAAAGUGAAAAGUUCACGUAAAAAAAUCAAGGAAAUUGAAUGGCAAGUGAUCGAACGAUAGAAUGUUUUUAAAUUUUAUCAAAUUUACGUGCAAUUUGCACUCACAAACUGUAUUAAAGACAAUCAAUUGUUAUUGGUAUCCGUUUUGGUUAAACUUCAAUCAAUUGGACAACUCAAACUCAUAAUUAAAAGUUUUAUACGAAAUCUAAAACAAACAUAAAUACCGAAUUUAAUACGAAAAAUGCCUUGGUGGGGCUGCGGUCAAUGUAAGGAGUCAAAUGAGGACAACAUCGUAUGUCUGGAUUAUAAUCAUAUGUCCUUAACAGAAGUACCCACCGAAAUAUUCACAUUCGAACGAACACUUGAAGAUUUAUACUUGGAAUCAAAUCGGAUCACAGACCUACCAAGGCAGUUAUUCCAUUGUCAUGGAUUAAAAACGUUAAAUAUUAGCGAUAAUGAAAUUACAAACAUACCACCGGCUAUAUCCGCUCUUGUCAAUUUACAAUGGCUUGAUUUAAGUAAAAAUUCCGUAACAACGUUGCCGGAUACAAUUCGAAAUUGUACAAAUUUAACAUAUUUAAAUGUAAGCUUAAAUCCCAUUGAAAAAUUAUGUGAUCCAUUAACGAGUGUGCUCUCAUUACAUGAGCUCCAUUUAAACGAUAUUUAUUUAGAAUUUUUACCAGCAAAUUUUGGACGUUUAACCAAUUUACGAAUACUCGAAUUACGUGAGAAUAACUUAAUUACGUUACCAAAAUCAAUGGCACGUCUUGUCAAUCUAACACGAUUAGAUAUUGGACAAAAUGAAUUCACCGAAUUGCCGGAGGUUGUAUGUAAUUUGCUAAACUUACAUGAACUAUGGAUUGACUCGAAUCGUAUUCGACGGUUACCAUCGAACGUUGGCCAAUUACGUAAAUUAAUACAUUUCGAUGCAAGUAAUAAUUGUUUACAAACGUUACCACGUCACAUUGGCUAUUGGACAAAAGUUGUGGAAUUUUGUGUGACAAACAAUGAUAUACACGAAGUACCAUCCACCGUUGGUAAUAUGAAAAAUUUAAAAGGUUUAAAAUUAGAUGAAAAUCGUAUACAAAUAUUACCUGACAGUAUUGGCAAAUUAAAUAAUUUAGAAGAGUUAAUGUUGGCCCACAACGAUAUUGUCAUGUUACCAGAAACGAUUGGCUUACUUCGAAAAUUACAAGUUUUAUCUGUUGAUAAAAAUUUAUUAUCUAAUUUACCAAUUGAAAUAGGCAGCUGUAUUUCAUUACGAAUAUUAAGUUUACGUAGCAAUCGAUUAAAAUAUAUUCCAGCAGAAUUGGGUCAUCUAUCAAAUUUACGUGUUUUAAAUUUAAUCAAUAACCAAUUACAAGAAUUACCAGUCUCAUUGUUAAAAUUAACUAAGUUGGCAGCGCUGUGGUUGUCUGACAAUCAGAGUCAACCAUUGAUACCACUACAACAGGAUUUUAAUCAUGAAACUUCACAUAUGUACCUCACAUGUUUUAUGUUACCUCAAUACAACACUGAUAACGCUCAAGAGAAUAACAAUCAAAAUUUAAAUGACAAUACUGGUUUAACACUUCCCAGCGGUCGACGUCAUAUAUGUUUUGCUCCAGAUGCAGGUCUGUUUGAUGAACCCCAACGUUUAUCACGUGCCCCCACACCAUAUCCGAAAGAUUUACGUGCCUUAGCACGACAUGUCCGUUUAAUGCAACGCGGCUUACACUUAGUACCAUCUGCACAACAGACCUGCCAAGAUAAGCUCGAUGAAACGGAAACGAACCAAAUGCAAGGGCCGUCUGACGUCAUUGAAAUCAAAGAGGCAAAAGUAACGUAUAAGAAUGAUCAAAAUUUACAACAAUCGUCUCAAGCACCAGUUCAACAACCGGUUGAACCGAUUUAUGUGAGUAAAACAGCGAACAACGAUACAAAAAUACGUGAAGCGAAAUUUGUUCGUACAUAUUCGGUAUCCGAUUCGAUACCGAAUCAACAAACUUAUAAAAAUGAAUCUCAAUCGACAACGAAUUCAGAUAUCUGUGAUAAUCAAGUGCCUUCAACUCAAAUACCCCCACCACCUCCUGCCCCUGUUCCCGCUCCCGCCCCUCAACAGCAAAAUUUACCCCAACAACCGCCCCCAUACUAUAUAGCGGCUGCCCAAUCCUUACAUGCUGAAUAUUUUAAUAAUUUAAGUAAGCAACGCCCGACACUAGCGCAUGCUAAUGCUGACAACAUGAACAUGCAUAGUGUGAAUGUGCCUUCUCGUAACAAUCAUAUCGAUAUCGAUAAUUUAUCGUUAAAAUCAUUAGAAAUUCAAAAUCAACGACUUCGAGAAAAACCGCCCACAUUUAUACAGGAUAAACCGAUUGUGGGUCAACAUAUAAUUGCACCGACCCCCCAAAGACUACAUCCGUUAAUUAACGAUAAUGAAAUUGUGAAACCACCAAGUAUACAAUUAUUAAGUGGAACGGAUCAACAAGGACAUGUCGCACAUUCACCGACAUCACAGGAUAUGGAUAUGUCCGUGUACUCCGAUUGGAAUAGCUUCAAUAAUGAGACCUUAACGAAUAAUCGACAAACAAAAUGGCUCUUUGGUAAACAUAAAAAUGCUUCGGUUAUGCAAAUACGUUUGAGGAAAACUAAUAAUGAUUUUGGAUUUCGAAUUACCGAUCAAUUUAAUAAUGGUAUAUUUGUAUCAGAAGUGAUUUAUAAUGGCAGUGCUCAAGGUUUAUUAAAGCCAGGUGAUAAAAUUUUGGAUGUGGAUAAUAUUGAUUUUACAAAAAUUAAUUUCGAAUAUGCAAACGAAGUAUUAAGGAAUUCUGGUCCUAUUAUCAAUUUAAUGAUUUCACGAACCUAAUCUCUUUUUGGUUUUUAGCUCUUUUUUUUUUUAUUAUUUUUAGCUCAAUUCACAAUUUUAGAAUUUAUUUAUUUUUUUUAUUUUAAAUUUCCAGUGAAAGUUAAUACGAUAUAUUUUAGUCCUUCAAUUAAUACCUAGGGAAAAUAUCUAAGCUCACCGGGUUUGAAAACGCUGUUUCGAGAAAAACGCAUCUAAAAUUUCAAAAGAUGUUUGCAAAUUUUUUUAUUUUUGAUACAUUUAUCUUCGUGAUUAUUUCUCCGAUCAAAUUGAAAUUUUCAAAGAAUAAUAACUGGGUAUAACCCUUUAAAUAUUACCCCCGGGUCCCGGGUAAAGCCGACCCUAAAUACCGUAAUAUUGUGUUAACUGUUAACUCUCACUAGAAAAAAUAUAUAAUUUUAUUUCGAAAUAUACCUCGAUAAAAUGUACCGUCGUGUACAGGAAAAUUAAAUUUUGAAUAGAAUUGUGAAUGUGAUUUGUUUUAAUAAUAUUUGUGAAUACAGCUUUAAUUUACUUUACUUAAUUAGAAUCAACUUAAAAGCUUCCAUUUUUUUAAUUUAUUAAUUUCAUUUAACAUUUUAAUUCAUUCAUUCGAAGUACUUAUUUUGUUUUAAAUCAUAACCUUCGAGGCAACAAUCACCAUCCAAUCCAAUACCUAGAAUCAAAUUGUUUUCAAAGUAUUUUCAAUUCAAAUAGUAUUCGAUUUUCGAUUUGAAUUCUCACAAUUUUUUUUUUUUUAAAUAUUU